Molecule: messenger RNA, 1417 nt
Organism: Lolium rigidum
Lineage: Eukaryota; Viridiplantae; Streptophyta; Magnoliopsida; Poales; Poaceae
Product: 2-phytyl-1,4-beta-naphthoquinone methyltransferase, chloroplastic
Exons: 9
Coding region: 10-804 (264 amino acids)
Biological process (GO): phylloquinone biosynthetic process
Molecular function (GO): 2-phytyl-1,4-naphthoquinone methyltransferase activity
Source: RefSeq, a predicted model, not a curated record
CGGACACCGAUGAGCACCAUAGCCACGGCGAUUUCCGCAACCGCGGCGUCCAGCCACGGCGGUGGCCGGCGACACCGCCGUGGCUCCGUCGCCGUGCGCUGCUCGUCCGCGGCCGACGAGCGGCAGGCCCUCUUCAGCCGCAUCGCCCCCGUAUACGACCAACUCAACGACGUGCUCAGCCUGGGGCAGCACCGGACGUGGAAGCGCAUCUGCGUCUCUUGGUCCAUGGCGAAGAGAGGGGACCGGGUUCUUGAUCUCUGCUGCGGGAGCGGGGAUUUGGCGUUCCUGCUGUCGCAGAAGGUCGGCGUAGAUGGAGAGGUAAUGGCUGUCGAUUUCUCAAGGCAACAGCUAGAAACUGCUGCUAGCCGUCAGGACCAACGCUGGAAGAGUUGCUACAAGAACAUCAAAUGGAUCGAGGGCGAUGCACUCGAUCUACCUUUCCCAGACCGCUACUUUGAUGCUGUUACAGUUGGUUAUGGACUGCGCAAUGUAGUUGACAAACCCAAAGCAAUGAGAGAGAUUUGUAGGGUCCUGCAACCAGGAUCAAGAGCAUCUAUACUGGAUUUUAACAAGAGCUCGUCAUUUUUCACGGCAUCGUUGCAGAGUUGGGCAAUUGAUAAUGUCGUGGUUCCUCUAGCUAGCAGCUAUGGACUCACGGAAGAGUACAAGUACUUGAAAAGUUCCAUAUCAGAGUAUCUUGCAGGAGAGGAGUUGGAGAAGUUAGCCAAAGAAGCUGGGUUCUCUUCUGCCAAGCACUAUGAACUUGGUGGAGGGCUGAUGGGGGACCUUGUUGCAACUCGUUGACUAGAAUUAUAGAGAUGAAAUGUUAUCUUUAUGAUUUGUCUGCAACUGUAAGUUCAUUUCCUUUUCAUCUACUUUGUUUGAAUAUUCAGUUUUGCCUAUGGAAUCAUGCUUCAAACUUCCCAAAUGUAUAUGUUCUUGUUUCAAAGUAUUAUUACUUAUAAUUUGUGUGACCAUAAUUACAAAUGAAAGCCUAACUAUAUGGAUAUAAAGAAAGCGCUUACGGGAGGCAAACCCGGUCGACUAGCACGCGGUCACCAACACUAUGGGGUAGUCACUUUCGGACUGCUCCAACAUCAUGCAAAAAUGAGAAAGGCACUAACAGUGAAUUUUUAAAAAAUGAUAAUAUGAAUAUUUUGAAUUUAUUUCCUCUACAUUUGCCCGAUUUGCAGUUUCGUGUGGGUGUUCUUUUUCAUAGGGUUGUUCCUUUUUCAGUAGUGUCGCUGGUGUUGGCUUGGCCUAGCUAAAGGUGGAAGGUUGGCAGUGCUGCCAUUUUCUCUGUUUUGGUGUUGUUUUCACUAACCUGUGUGGGUGUGCACCUCUUGUAAAACUGGUGGUUCCCAGCAUGUAUCCCAGACUCAAAAUACUUGCUCUAUUAAAAUCAGGGUUCUCGUAU